AUGAACACAGUGUUCUUCCUUCUGCCAUCGGACAAUGUCGAGCUAUUUGUUCAGGGAGUGAGUUGUGUCACACCCCUGGAGAGGACUCCAGCGACACUUAAAAGCGUCGACACAGUUGCAGAUACCAGUUAUAUGCUACAAUGCUUAAUUGGCGACUGGACAAUAUUCCAGCAGAAGUAUGGAAAAGCCAAGCGCUUACGGAAGAACUUCUUGUCGCUUGCAACAAAGCUUGCAAUGGAGAUAAUAAGACCUUAUAUAGACCCUCUUUUAAGAAACAACCAAAAUGGAUUUAGACAACAAAGGUCAACAAUAGCACUCAUACUCACACCCAGAAGAUUAAUUGAAGGUGACACAUUAGCACCAUUUCUAUUUAUAAUUUGUCUUGACAAUGCCAUGAGAACAGCAAUAGAUGACAACACUCAACUUGGUUUUACACUCCAUCAAAGAAAGAGCAGAAGACAACCAGCUGUUACCAUAACCGUCACGGAUUUUGCAGAUGACAUAGCCCUUCUUUCUGAUACCAUCGAUGAUGCCACCACACUCCUCCAUAAGGUUGAAGAAGCAGCACAAGAAAUCGGCCUCUACAUUAACGAAUCAAAAACUGAAUACAUUUGUUUUGGAGAAACAGGCCAAAUUGUAGCAAAAAAUGGCAUAAACAUCAAAAGAGUAAAUUAUUUUCAAUAUCUUGGAUCUUGGCUGAAUACCACAAAACAUGAUGUAGAAAUCCGCAUUGCAAAGGCUUGGACAGCUCAUAUUAAAAUGAAGACGAUCUGGCGAUCCAAUCUCAGUAGAAGUGUUAAGAUCAACUUUUUUUCAAAGCUGCGGUUGAAAGCAUAUUACUCUAUGGAUCAGAAAGCUAGACACUAA
This is a messenger RNA of Penaeus chinensis, 867 nucleotides long. RefSeq lists its product as uncharacterized. Bases 1 to 867 code for a protein of 288 amino acids. NCBI's taxonomy places the organism in Eukaryota, Metazoa, Arthropoda, Malacostraca, Decapoda, Penaeidae. The record is from RefSeq and is a predicted model, not a curated record. The transcript is spliced from 5 exons.